UUUCCACAGAAGACAUAAUUAAAACCCCACCACAUCCAUGGAUGAAAAGAAGCCUUCUCGUUUGUAUUUUAUCGGCAAGAAAGAUCAUCUCAUUCAGGCCAAGAGAAUGACUGUAACUCUGGACGGAAGAGACAUUCUUAUUAUAUAUCAUCAGAGAACUUUCCAUGCAAUGGACCUGCAGUGUUACCAUGCUGGCAGUAGCUUGGAGACAGGGGAUAUUGAGGAAAUCAACAACAAGCACUGUAUUGUAUGCCCAAAGCACAAGUAUAAGAUCUCUCUGGCUGAAGGUGAGGGGUUAUACAAGGCCAAAAACCCCUUGGAAGAAAACCCUACCCCGCGGUGGUAUUCCAAAGGCAUAAAGCAAAGAGUGCACAAAGUGAUGGAAGUAGACGAAGACAUCUUUGUGACGUUGUCCAAUUGCCCCGGGUGGAUUGAGUCAGACUAUUAUCAGACUGAGACGGGCAGGGCAGAACUGAGAAAAGAGCAGGAGUCGGAAGAUGGAGAAGCAGACGUGAAUGCAGAUGAAGACUUUUAGUCUGGCAGCAACAGUGAGACGAGAGCUUCAGAGAUCCUAAGGGAACUGCAUAUAUUAAGAUAGAUGAUUUCAGAGUCAGUCUACUUGAAUAAAACUGCGAAUUGACAUCAUGAAUCAAAAAAUAUCAUGCCCUUUUUGUGAUGGUGCCAGGCUCUCUGUACACCUCCAUGAUUCAUAGUGAUGCCUGUCUUUCAGCUUAAUUUUCUCAACUGAACAAUGACAUAAUGUUCGUUUUUGCAAAACGGGAAAUUGUUUUGUAUUAGAUGAAAAUGUGCAUUCUUAAAUGGA
Molecule: messenger RNA, 823 nt
Organism: Rhinichthys klamathensis goyatoka
Lineage: Eukaryota; Metazoa; Chordata; Actinopteri; Cypriniformes; Leuciscidae
Gene: rfesd
Product: Rieske (Fe-S) domain containing
Exons: 3
Coding region: 38-535 (165 amino acids)
Molecular function (GO): 2 iron, 2 sulfur cluster binding
Source: RefSeq, a predicted model, not a curated record